GCGCGCAGCAGGCGGCCGGUGUGCGCCGCGCGGACCGCUGCAGUCAUGGGGCUGCAGCCCUUGGAGUUCAGCGACUGCUACCUCGACAGCCCGUGGUUCCGGGAGAGGAUCCGCGCUCACGAAGCCGAGCUCGAGAGGACCAACAAGUUCAUCAAAGAGCUCAUCAAGGACGGGAAGAACCUCAUCGCCGCGACCAAAAGCCUUUCGGCGGCCCAGCGGAAGUUUGCUCACUCCCUCCGAGACUUUAAAUUCGAGUUCAUUGGCGAUGCAGAGACGGAUGAUGAGCGCUGCAUAGAUGCUUCCUUACGUGAAUUUUCAAAUUUUCUCAAGAAUCUGGAAGAACAGAGAGAAAUUAUGGCACUAAGUGUCACCGAAACCCUGAUCAAGCCCUUGGAAAAAUUCAGAAAAGAGCAACUUGGAGCUGUAAAGGAAGAAAAAAAGAAGUUUGACAAGGAGACAGAAAAGAAUUACAGCCUAAUUGAUAAACAUUUGAAUUUAUCAGCCAAAAAGAAGGACUCACAUUUACAAGAGGCAGACGUCCAGGUGGAGCAAAACCGGCAGCACUUCUACGAACUGUCUCUUGAAUACGUGUGUAAGCUCCAGGAAAUCCAAGAAAGAAAGAAGUUUGAGUUUGUGGAGCCUAUGCUGUCAUUUUUUCAGGGAAUGUUUACUUUCUAUCAUCAGGGCCAUGAACUUGCCAAAGACUUCAAUCACUACAAAAUGGAACUACAGAUCAACAUUCAGAAUACCCGGAAUCGAUUUGAAGGAACAAGGUCGGAAGUGGAGGAGCUGAUGAACAAAAUCAGACAGAAUCCCAAAGACCACAAGCGAGCAAGUCAGUUUACAGCGGAAGGCUACCUGUAUGUACAGGAGAAAAGGCCUGCUCCAUUUGGUUCCAGUUGGGUCAAACACUACUGCAUGUAUCGGAAAGCUGCCAGGAAGUUCAACAUGAUCCCAUUUGAGCACAGAUCUGGGGGGAAACUUGGCGAUGGAGAGGUGUUCUUUGUGAAAGAGUGCACCAAGAGGCAUACCGACUCCAUCGACAGACGGUUCUGUUUUGACAUAGAAGCUGCUGACCGGCCUGGCGUUGCACUGACCAUGCAGGCGUUUUCAGAAGAGGAGAGGAAGCAGUGGUUGGAAGCUCUGGGUGGAAAAGAAGCUCUGUUCCAUAGUUUUAAUAGAGCCAUCGUCCCAAGACCAGAAGGAAGUGCACAGUUGGAUAAGAUUGGAUUCACGAUUCUCAGAAAAUGCAUCAGUGCAGUUGAAACACGAGGUAUAAAUGACCAAGGAUUGUACAGAGUUGUGGGGGUGAGUUCAAAGGUCCAGAGACUUCUGAGUAUGUUAAUGGAUGCAAAAACAUGCAAUGAGUUGGACCUGGAGAAUUCUGUAGACUGGGAAGUAAAAACAAUAACCAGUGCCUUGAAACAGUAUUUGAGGAGUCUCCCGGAGCCCCUCAUGACUUACGAGUUACACGGAGAUUUCAUCGUCCCAGCCAAAAGUGGGAGCCCGGAAUCUCGAGUCAAUGCCAUCCAUUUCUUGGUACACAAACUGCCAGAGAAAAAUAAAGAAAUGUUGGAUAUUUUGGUGAAGCACCUAACGAAUGUUUCCAAUCACUCCAAGCAGAAUCUAAUGACCGUGGCCAAUUUAGGGGUGGUGUUUGGACCAACUCUGAUGAGGCCGCAGGAAGAAACUGUCGCUGCCAUCAUGGAUUUGAAGUUCCAGAACAUCGUCGUGGAGAUCUUAAUUGAAAACCACGAAAAGAUUUUUCGGACCCCGCCCGAUUCCACAUUCCCUGAGCCCCUCUGCCUGUCCGCAUCGCCCCCAAAUGCUCCACCGAGGCAAUCGAAGAGACAAGGCCAGAGGACAAAGAGACCCGUGGCUGUGUACAAUCUCUGUCUGGAGCUGGAGGAUGGUGACAGUCCUAACCCUCCUAAGGACGAGACCCCUACCGGCACUGUGGACUCGCUUUCCUCCCCAUCUCCCACCUCGGCAGCUGUGCCUGGGCCUCCUACACCAGACAAAAACCACCUCCUGGCAGAUGGAGGGAGCUGUGCGGACUGGGCACCCCCUACCCCAAGCCAGACCCGGUCAUCCAUGGUCCAGUGGCUUAACCCACAGUCUCCAACCACUCCAAGCUCCAACCCAGCUGCUACUCCUCCUUCAACCCUGUCAUCACCCUUUGCCCUCCCCCACGUGACCACUGCAGUGGACAAGCCUCCUGAAAGCGUUAUCAGUCGGAAGGCGCGAGCGGUGUACCCGUGCGAGGCAGAGCACAGCUCGGAACUGUCCUUUGACAUCGGAGCCAUCUUUGAGGACGUACAAAGCUCCAGGGAACCUGGCUGGCUGGAAGGGACUCUGAACGGCAAGAGGGGACUGAUCCCACAGAAUUACGUCAAGCUACUGUAGUUCUGGCCCCGGAGCCCCCUGAGCCCCGGCUGACGCUGGCUCCCAGGCACCUUCCGGGGAGCAGCCCACAACCACCUCCACGCUCUCCAUCACCACCAGCACCCCAGGGCCUGGGGAACGGGGCUGGACACCACCGCCCAGAGCUAUAGAUUUGUGGAUCGGGAGAAGAGCGGCAAGAUGAACAGGAUGGACUUCUCAUCUGUCAAGUGUCAGGAUUUGGGAUUCGUAAUCACCCACAGAACAGGAAGGAGGGCUGCCUUGUGGACCCGCCCCCUGCCACUCCCACUGGUGAUCACACUGUCAGACCUGCAAAGGAUCCCGCCCCCUACAGCGCACCUGAUGCUGAGACUGGACAAGGGACUGCACGCCUCACAGUGUUAGGCUUGCAGGGUGCACGCUUGGCUGUGGUCGCUGUGGUGCGGUGAGGGCUGUCCCUGGUGCCGGGCACUUGGUCUUGACCCAGAGGAGGCAGAGAUGCUCAUUUCAAGCCUGCUCCUUCCUUGAGGGCCAGCAGCGGAGCCCACGCCCACUCCACCCACAGAGCACUCCGGCGUAUUUAUGACAGGCUUCAUGUUGGUGCUCCUCACCUGUGUGCUGUCUGCCCAGUGCCACCUUUCUGCCCCCAAGGUCUUUGUCCAUGAAAUAAAACAGAUUUGCUACAUGGUGUGUCCAUCCCACU
Molecule: messenger RNA, 3085 nt
Organism: Lepus europaeus (European hare)
Lineage: Eukaryota; Metazoa; Chordata; Mammalia; Lagomorpha; Leporidae
Gene: ARHGAP10
Product: Rho GTPase activating protein 10
Exons: 23
Coding region: 46-2406 (786 amino acids)
Biological process (GO): signal transduction
Cellular component (GO): cytoplasm
Molecular function (GO): protein binding; GTPase activator activity
Source: RefSeq, a predicted model, not a curated record